AUGCAAGCUUCAGAGAAUAAAACCACAGAAAAGGCAGAACCAUUCUACAGGCUUUCAGUGCCAAAGCAGAAGACCAGUUCUGAGAUUAUAAAUGAAGCCAGAAAUGUUCUACGAACAGUAAGAACUUGGAGACCAUUUACACCUACAGAGGAUCAAAGGAAACUUUUUGGACCUGGAUCCUCACGACCUCUUCAAAAUAGACCCCCUUCAGUUUUUAGUCUUCAUGCAUCCAGUUUUGAUUUGCCUGAAUCAAGACCAGUGUCUGGUGUUCGUCUUAGCCCACUGGAUCAUAGGCCAAUACUGGUCACUUUUGCAAAAGAUGACGAUUCUUCCAUUUCCUUUCCAAAGCCUCCUGCCGAUGCUGCAGAGGUUAGAAAAGUCAGCAGUGCUCGGGCACGGUUAUUUAGAAGAACUUCUCAGGGAAAUUUCCUUUCUGCUAAAAUGGUUCCUCCCAAUCAGA
This is a messenger RNA of Phaethon lepturus (White-tailed tropicbird), 460 nucleotides long. Its product is annotated as armadillo repeat-containing protein 2-like. The record is from RefSeq and is a predicted model, not a curated record. NCBI's taxonomy places the organism in Eukaryota, Metazoa, Chordata, Aves, Phaethontiformes, Phaethontidae. The transcript has 3 exons. The annotation marks the transcript as partial. Gene Ontology annotation, biological process: sperm axoneme assembly; cilium organization.